CAGCCUCUGCUGUCCAAAGGCUGCAUCGAUGCUGCCAGGGUGGUCUGGAGAUGCACGCAACAUACGCUGCAGCAUGUAUGGCGCCUAACUUCCCGUGUGUAUGUUGCGCAACUCGCCUGCAGUGCACGCUUUUGGUGCUCUCUUGGCCUGAAAAUGGACUCCCGAGUCCCCAAGGAGAAACCCCAGGAAUUUCAGCCCCAGAGCAUGGGCGCGACCCGCCCGAUUCUUCUUGGUUCAUCCGGGUUCGCGUUCCCAGAUGAACCAAGAGUCGGGCGUGUCGCGCGUUUUUUCUUCAAUCCUCGAUUCUUGGCUUCUCGGAGAAUUCGUCUCGAGACACUCCACGCGCACGGGGGUUGGGGCAGUUCGCGAUGUCUGGAACGAUUCAAGCAAUGCCGGCGAGCACCCGAGCCAACGACUGGCUUACUUCUUGGCUGGCACUUCACGGUAUUCUCGAGAUACUCGACGCGUAGGGGUUGGGGGAGUUCGCGAUUUCUGGGACGACUCGAGCCAUGGCGGCGAGCACGCGAGCAGACGACUGCCUCUCAUCCAGGCUGGUACUUCACGGUAUUCACGCGACACUCGACGCGUAGUAGUGGCGGUUGAGACGAGUAGAGCAUUCCGCGAUUCUUGGGACGAGUCGAGCCAUCAUGGCGGUGAGCACGCGAGCCGACGACUGGCUCUCAUCCCAGCUGGCCAGCGACGGUCGCCGGGAGGCGGAGUUCCUGGCCGGAGGAUUGAGAGCAGUAACCACAGCCCCCAACAGCGACGUUUGCACGGAGGCGGAGAUCCUGGCCGGCAGGCUGAGAGCAGUAAUCGCCAACCCCAACAGCGACGGCCGCCGGGAGGCGGAGACACUCUUGCACGCGGUUCCAGCCCCGGCUGUUCUCGAGAAAUCGGCAGGGGUUCCCGGGCAGCGGGCGCGGCAGGGGGUCCCACACGCCCCGUUGGUCAGCGACGGCCACAGGGAGGCGGAUAUCCUCGCCCGGGGCAGGGGCGGCUCUACGGCAGUGCGCGUGGCUGAAGCUCCAGGGCAGCGGGCGCGGCAAGGGAUAUUUGAGGCACCUCAGAAAUCGGCAGGGGUUCCCGGGCAGCGGCCGCGGCACGGGGUCCCACACGCCCUGCUGGCCAGCGACGGCCGCCGGGAGGCGGAGGUCCUGGCCCCCGCGGUUCCACUCCCGGCUGUUUUAGACAACUCUCAAAAGCACCCUGCAAAUUCCACCCAGCUGGCCAGCGACGGUCGGCGGGAGGCGGAGGUCCUGGCCCGCGCGUGGUUCCAGCUCCGCCUGUCCAUUCGCGCCCCCAAUCGCUUUCCCCCGUGGGACGCGCUGCUGAUCACCGCUGCGAGCGACGCGCAGGCUGACCUGUACUCCAGGCAGCUGGCAGCAGCGCGGCACAAUGGGCACAUUGCAGAGAAGACCAUCGUGCUGGCAGGCAGUGCCAACCCCCACACCGCCUUGGCCUCAUCCACACCCUCCUGCCCUGCCCCUGUCGCCAAUCCGCCUCUCUCCAGGCAGCUGGCAGCAGCGCGCCACAAUGGGCACAUUGCGCAGGAGACCAUCGUGCUGGGGGAGUCAUCUGCAGCCCGUCUAUCAUCCAUGCGAGUGCUGCUGGUGACUGCAGCGGGCGACAGCAAGCGGCUGCCGUGGGCCAACCCGUGUGGCAAGCCCUUUGUGUCCUUCCCCCUGCUGGCUGGAGACGACCCUGACGGACCCCCGUUGACCCUCUUUGACCACAUCCUGGCCGUCUCUUCACGCGCCCUGCUGGCUCUCCCACCCAAUAAGGGCGCUCUCUUCUGCAUGACGGGGGACGUACUCCCGUGCUUCGACGCAUCUCGCAUCUGCCUGCCGACCCACGGUGCUCUCGUUGUCACCGCUGCUGCGCCGCUAGAGGUAGCUUCCAGGCACGGAGUCAUUCUUGCCUCGGACCGAAGCAGGCACGUUGCCUCGGGCCAAACCUCCUCGCAGUCUCACUCGAACCAGCGAUAUUCACACCUGCAGAAGCAGAAGCAGCAGCAGCAGCAGAAGAAGCAGCAGCAUGGAAAGCAUUGUGACACGGAACCGCCCCAGCUAGUAGCAGACCUGCUGCAGAAGCCGAGUGUGGUGGAGAUGGUGGAGCGGGGGGCAUUGUGCGGCACGGGAGGGGCGCUGCUGGACACAGGCAUCUACGUUGUCUGCGGCGACACGUGGCGCGACCUCAUUGGCCUUGCGACCAGCGAGCAUGAUUUGCUGGCAGAGGUGCUGGCCUUUGGUGAGGAGUUGAGUCUAUACGAGGAGCUCGCAUCGGCAUGGGUGCCAGCGCGCCACAAGUGGCUCUCAACUCGACCCAUCGGGUCACACCUGCUGGCCCAUCUCAGCUCCCACUCGCUCUUCCACCACUGUGCAGACGAUCUCUCCUUCCUUCACUUUGGCACAUCAUCCGAGUAUCUGCGCCACAUGCGCCUUGCCUACUUGGGGCAAAUGCCGCGCCGCCACCUCAGCGUGGCCCCUGCACCAACAGAGUGCCACGUGACGCAAUCCGCAACGCUUAUUUCGUCGCUUGUGCGCCCCGGCGCAUGCGUCGGGGAGGGCUCUGUUGUGUCUGACAGCACGCUGGUUGGGGGGACGCGGAUUGGAGAUGGAUGCAUCGUGAUUGGCGUAGACACUGCUGCUGCUGAGUCAGCACAUGCUGAGACAGCGCAUGCUGAGUCAGCAUCUGCCAAGUCAGCAGCUUUUUCCGAAUCAGCAUCUGCUGAGUCAGCACUCGGUGAAGCUUCCAAUCAUGCAGCCACCAUGCCGCCACCCCACGGACGUACCCCCAUCCCAUCUACCACUUCAAGCUAUCCCGCUCCUCCUCCUCCUCCUCCUCUGGUGCUCCCUAGUCACAUGUGUCUAUGGCAGGUGCCCCUAAAAGGGGGGCGGGAGGUGACCCUGUGCUGUGGCGUGGACGACAACCCUAAGUUGUCCGUUUCUGGGGGAGGCUCCUUCUGUGGCCGCCCCUGGGGGCUGUGGCUAAAGGAGAGAGGGCUCAAAGCGGCGGAUCUAUGGCCGGAAACAGACAACCAAGGCCGCCCAAUUCACCCGAAGCAGGACCUCUGGAGUGCCCUCCUCUUCCCCAUCCUCCCCCGGGGCUCCGGCCUUCCCCUCGCCAUGUGGCUUCUCGGAACCUUCCCUCCCGCUUUUGAUCAAGCUUCCUCUUGCCAUGUGGCUCUCAGCCAACAGCAGGCUGACACGUGGCGCAGAUCUGACCGCACGUCGCUCGCUCUCCUGCACUCCGAGAUCGACUUCCCCGCUCUGCUCGCCUCGGCGUUACACCGCCGGUCCCUGCUGCUCUCUGGUUUCGCGCCUGCUGCUAUAGACGGCAGCUGUUCACCUGCUGACAGUGGCAGUGCUGGUGAUGCGUCCAGAGGGUGUCUCUUAGGAGCAACACGCACAGCAUCAGCUAGUGAGGGUGAUGGUGGUUCUAGUGCUGCUAUAGAUGGCAGCUGUUCACCUGCUGCUGCUGUUGCUGCUGGUAGCAGCAGUGCUGGUACUGGUGAUGCUUCUAAAGGGUGUUGUAUGGGCGCAACACGCACAGCAUCAGCUAGUCGUGAGGGUGAUGCUACUAUAGGUACCAGUAAGGGUGACAUUACUAGACGACCCCCUGCUUCUGCCACAGACGGAGGGUCCCUGGGGCGCAACUUUGCGUCUCGCGCGUCAGCUGCUGCUUGCUGACCUGGUGGACUCACAUGCAUGGUCGAGCCGUUUAGGGUGUAUGGCUGGGCUGUUGCUGAGUGAAGGGGUAUGUAUGAAGGCACUCCACCUCACACUCACAGGGGGGGGAGGAGGGGGGAGGAGGGGGGAGGAGUGAGGAGGAGUGGGGAGGAGUGGGGAGGAGUGGGGAGGAGCGGGGAGGCUGCAGAUGAGAUCAAGCAGAUUUUGAGAGGUAUGGGCGAGCCGAUCUCGACCUCCUAGGGCGCAUUCUCACUGACACCUGGGAUCGGCACCAGGAGUUCGACCCGCACUGUAGCAAUCCACGUGUCGACGCGCUAUUUGCCGCCGUGGGGCAUCUUAGUUGCGGUGCGAAGCUGGCAGGGGUGGGAGAGGGGGGCUUUGCAAUGAUCAUGGGGAGAAGCGGGGAGGCGGCAGAUGAGAUCAAGGGGGUCUUGAGAGGGAUGGGUGAGCCGGUUAGGGUGUACGACUGGGGUGUUGCUGUGUGAGGGUGUGUUAAGGCACACCACCUCACACUCACAGGGAGGGGGGAUGCUGUGAUAAUCAAGAAGAGUGGGGAGGCUGCUGUCUAAAGGCAUGGACGGGUGAGGCGGUCAGGGUCGAUGACUGGCUGUUGCUGUGUGAGGAGGGUUCACCUGUGCGAGUUCACGUGGGGGGGGGAGUUGGCUGGGGCAGGAGAGGGGGGAAUCUGCAAUGGUCAUGGGGAGGAGUGUGGGGAGGGGAGCAAAGCCCCCGCUCAGGCGGCAGAUGAAAUCAGAGCUGAAAGGCCCUGGCCCUUGCUUUCUAGACGUGUAUUCUUUCGCAGCAGCCUGCUGCGCGUUAGUUCAUGAUCAACCUGCAAGAAUCGGCCCAAGGAGCUCACACCCGGCUUCAGACACCACUACAGAGAAUUACCGUA
Messenger RNA from Closterium sp. NIES-67, 4584 nucleotides. Lineage: Eukaryota; Viridiplantae; Streptophyta; Zygnematophyceae; Desmidiales; Closteriaceae. The record is from the annotation of a GenBank genome assembly.